AUGCUCAACAAGCCAAUCACCCACAAGGCCCGCAAGCGCAGCCAACCCGUACACAAACACCCUCGCAGCAGCAAAACCAGUCACAGCAAGGAGGCCCACAGCCGCAUCAAACGCCGCAACAAACGUCACAAGCCGGCACGCCAGCCAAUACUGGUGGGCAUACCCCUGCACAGACCCCAGGCUCAACAGCCGCGCAGCAGCAAGGCCCACAGCCACCACCGCAACCGCAAGUCCAGCAGCCGCAGGGCCCAGCCCAACCUGCGCAACCUGCGCAACCUCAGCCGGGCCCGCAAGCUGUUCCGCAGCAGAUGCAACAGCAUCCGCAAAUGA
Emericellopsis cladophorae is the source of this 330-nucleotide messenger RNA. RefSeq lists its product as uncharacterized. The record is from RefSeq and is a predicted model, not a curated record. The transcript has a single exon. The coding region runs from base 1 to 330 and encodes 109 amino acids. Lineage: Eukaryota; Fungi; Ascomycota; Sordariomycetes; Hypocreales; Bionectriaceae.